Molecule: messenger RNA, 900 nt
Organism: Babjeviella inositovora NRRL Y-12698
Lineage: Eukaryota; Fungi; Ascomycota; Pichiomycetes; Serinales
Product: alpha/beta hydrolase
Exons: 1
Coding region: 30-644 (204 amino acids)
Cellular component (GO): nucleus; cytoplasm
Source: RefSeq, a predicted model, not a curated record
UAGCCUAUCUAGAUCUUCUCAUUCCAUAAAUGACAACAUUACCUAAGAUUCUCUGUCUCCAUGGGUUUGUACAGUCCGGGCCGGUGCUUGCGGCCAAGACACAGGGCUUGCGCGCGGCGUUUCUCGCGGCGGGCUACGAGCUCUUUUACCUCACGGCGCCAGUGCCGAUGGAUAGUGGCAUUACCGAGCUGGCGGAUCACCGUGGGUGGUGGCUUGAUGACGGGAUCUACGACAUAGAUGCGGGAAUUUCUGCUGUCAAACAGUGUGUGCUCUCUGAGGGUCCGUUUGUGGGUGUGCUUGGGUUCUCCCAGGGCGCGGCCCUUGCCUCAGCACUUGUCGCGCACCCCGAGAUUGUGGGCCACGCGUUCUUCCACUUUGGGAUCUUUUUCAGCGGCUACAGGCUAGACCCUGUAGACUACCAGUGGAUAUACAAAGAGAAGGUGACCGUUCCCACGCUUCACGUUUGGGGGGACUUGGACACUGUUAUGGAGGAGAGCCAGAGCCAGCGCUUGUUGGAUUCAUGUGAGGAGGGUCUGAGAACGUUAUUAACACAUCCAGGCGGCCACUUUGUGCCACAAGGCAAGCUUAUGGUAGACAAAAUAGUAAAAUGGACCGUGGAGGUCAGUGGAAAAGAGCGUGAAUAAGGAUCAUGCAAUGCUUUUGAUGAUGGGUUAGACUGUGUAUAUGUGUUUGGCAUUGGUUAGAUAUGUAGGAUAGUUUCGUUACAAAGUGUGUAAUGACACAAUAUGAAGGUAAGGUGUUUUCUUUUAUCGUGUUAUUCGUGAGAUCUUCGUUAGUUUCGAUUUUUUAAUUUCUUCGAAUUUAAACUGUAUUACAAUGGUUGCUUAAGUGGCUACUCGACGAGGGUUAUAAUCCACCUGGUUUACGUAAUACUAUACG